Colletotrichum truncatum is the source of this 816-nucleotide messenger RNA. RefSeq names its product short-chain dehydrogenase. Gene Ontology annotation, molecular function: oxidoreductase activity, acting on the CH-OH group of donors, NAD or NADP as acceptor. NCBI's taxonomy places the organism in Eukaryota, Fungi, Ascomycota, Sordariomycetes, Glomerellales, Glomerellaceae. The record is from RefSeq and is a predicted model, not a curated record.
AUGCAAGGUGGAGAUUUUUACUUUCCUCAGCGUCUUACUGCACAAACAAACAUCAGACUUCCACUUAACUCAUCUCUGUCUAUCCAAACUUUCAAGAUGGUCGUUGUACUUGUUACUGGAGGAAACACUGGCAUCGGCGAGCAAGUCGCCCAUCAGCUAGCAAGACAGCCGGACCACCACAUCAUUAUUGCUUCUCGCAACGCUGACGCGGGUGCCAAAGUCGCUGCAGACAUCACCGCGACGGGCCACUCCGCCUCAUCAGUCCAGUUGGAUCUCGCCUCAGACGAGUCCAUCAAUGCGGCUGUAGAGUACAUUAAGGAUGUUCACGGGAAACUGGACGUCCUCGUCAACAACGCUGGUGUCGCUGUCGACUUCAAUCCAGGCCUCUCCAGGCGCGAGAUCUUCAACCAGGAUUAUAACGUCAACGUUGCCGGUACCGCGGUGCUCACCGACGCUCUUCUACCCCUGCUGCGCAAGACCGUCUCGCCGCGCGUAGUCUUCGUAUCGUCCAGUCUCGCUUCCAUGACUCUGUCGACCGACAAGACGUGGCCCUAUUACAAUAACGGAGGCGAGGCCUACAGCUGCAGCAAGGCCGCAUUGAACAGGCUUGCUAACCAUUACGCCAAAACUCUGGCUGAAGUUGGUGCAUUGGUGAACGCAGUCUGCCCAGGACUAGUGAAGACCAAGUUAAACAACUAUAGGGAAGGCGGAACGACGCCAGAGGAAGGAGCUAGCAGGAUUGUGGAAUUGGCUCUUCUCCGCCCCGGAGGACCUACUGCAACAUUUUCCGGUCGGAAUGGCACCAUCCCUUGGUAG